AUGAUAGUCUCUUCUGCCGUUCCAGCCACACAUGCGGCUCUCAAGAUCACCGGAACCGGCGCCGUUGCCCUCUAUGCAUCGGUACCAACACCUGUUCUCGAACCAUCAGAGAUCCUUGUCCGCGUUGUCUAUAUCUCCAUCAAUCACGUCGAUGUAAAAUCAGCAGACAUGUCACCGUCGCGUGGUGCGACUAGUGGAACCGACUUCUCUGGGGUUGUAGUAGCCCUAGGAUCGACAGUGGAAGUUGAGAAUCACACAAGGCCUUUUAAACUAGGCGAACGUGUUCUCGGGGGCGUUUUUGGCAAUAAUCCUCUACGCCUAGACAACGGUGCGUUUGCUGAAUUCGUUGCUGUUCCAGCCCGGCUUGUUUGGCACGCGCCCCAGGAAAUGGAUUUUGCAACGGCAGCAACACUACCUGCCGCAUUAGCCACAGUCGGGCUGGCGCUAUUCCGUUAUCUCCAACUCCCAAUGCCAUCCUGCAUCGCACCCAGCUACAGGGAGGGCCAACGUUGUCAUGCAUCCCCCGUCCUGGUUUACGGAGGUAGCACGGCGACAGGUGCAAUGGCGAUCCAAGUGUUAAAGCUAGCGGGAUUCACGCCCAUCACAGCAUGUUCAGCGGCCUCGGCUGCGCGGGCCCGAAGUCUUGGGGCGGCGGCAACAUUCGACUAUCACUCCCCGACGUGUGGUGUCGAAAUCCGCGAGCACACAGCAGGAUUACUAGCAAUGGCAUUGGACUGCAUCACCGACACAGCUUCCAUGCGAAUAUGCUACGAGGCACUGGGACCGUCAGGAGGGCGUUAUGUCGCGCUGGAUUCAUUUCCACUUCGAGGGCACACGCGCCGGAGCGUCAGGCCAGAUUGGGUAUGCACAUACACGCAAUUCGGACAUGCAAUCACUUGGGCGCCGCCAUACAAUCUGAGCGCACGACCAAAUGACCGAGAGGCUGCUGAAGCGUGGUAUACCGUGGCACAGUGCUGGCUGGAUGAAAACCUCAUCAAAGCCCACCCACGAGAGGAGAGAAGCGGAGGCCUGGCGGCCGUAGGACAGGGAAUGGAAGAAGUAAAGAGAGGUCAAAUCCUUGGGAGGAAACUAGUUUAUCGCAUCUCAGAGGAACUUCGCUAG
Messenger RNA from Arthroderma uncinatum, 1122 nucleotides. RefSeq lists its product as uncharacterized. Gene Ontology annotation, molecular function: oxidoreductase activity, acting on NAD(P)H. The coding region runs from base 1 to 1122 and encodes 373 amino acids. The record is from RefSeq and is a predicted model, not a curated record. The transcript has a single exon. Lineage: Eukaryota; Fungi; Ascomycota; Eurotiomycetes; Onygenales; Arthrodermataceae.